GAUGAGCGCUGGCGGUGCCCCGAAGGGCUGCGGAUGCGCGCUGGGAAAUCUAUCGGCGUCGUGUUCCGCACUCUCGCGAUGGCGGCAGCGGAGGCCGUGUUGGAGGAGUUUGCGACUCUCACCGACGUGUCGGUGGCAGCCGACGAGCCUGUGGAGGGGGACAUCAACGUCCCCGUUUCCCACAACAGGGAGGACGACUUCUCCACACUGGACGAGCCAGUCAAGGACACGAUCAUGAGAGACAUGAAAGCCGUAGGGAAGAAGUUUAUUCACGUGCUCUACCCAAAGAAGAGUUCUGAACUCUUAAGAGACUGGGAUCUGUGGGGUCCACUAAUACUAUGUGUAUUACUAGCAGCGAUGCUGCAGGCGAAGACCCCCGUUGACAAAGCGAGUCAAGGCCCACAGUUUGCAGAGGUUUUUGUGUUAGUAUGGGUCGGUGCCAUAGUCGUCACGCUGAAUUCCCAGCUCCUUGGGGGUAACAUAUCCUUUUUCCAGAGCCUGUGUGUGCUUGGAUACUGUGUUAUGCCACUGACAGUGUCCAUGAUCGUGUGUCUCAUCACCACCUUGGCCACAAAAACUCUCGUCCUCACCAUAAUUAAUUGUAUUGUGGUCUUCCUUUCCUUUGGCUGGUCUGUAUUUGCAUCGACAGCCUUUCUGGCCGACAGCCAGCCGCCCAAUAGAAAAGCCCUUGCCGUGUAUCCAAUAUUCCUUUUCUACUUCGUCAUUAGUUGGAUUAUACUCUCAGGCGUCCACUCGUAAGCCCGCAGGCUGCUGCAAUAUUUUCAGCUUUGUGUACAUAAACGUGCUGUAAAAUAUUGUAAUUAUUGUAUACAAGUGUUAAAUGUUCUAGAUUAGUUUGACAUUUUGUUGGUGGACACAGAUUCAAGCUUUUAGAUUUAAAAUGUGUCUUAAAGUUUGGGAUCAUCUGGACGCACAGUUUAAACCUGUAUGCACCACAGUAAUUCGAAAGGCAAUG
Messenger RNA from Petromyzon marinus (sea lamprey), 976 nucleotides. RefSeq names its product Yip1 domain family member 6 (gene YIPF6). Gene Ontology annotation, biological process: endoplasmic reticulum to Golgi vesicle-mediated transport. Gene Ontology annotation, cellular component: membrane; trans-Golgi network. The record is from RefSeq and is a predicted model, not a curated record. NCBI's taxonomy places the organism in Eukaryota, Metazoa, Chordata, Hyperoartia, Petromyzontiformes, Petromyzontidae.